Pyricularia oryzae 70-15 is the source of this 3673-nucleotide messenger RNA. RefSeq lists its product as uncharacterized. NCBI's taxonomy places the organism in Eukaryota, Fungi, Ascomycota, Sordariomycetes, Magnaporthales, Pyriculariaceae. Bases 575 to 2374 code for a protein of 599 amino acids. Gene Ontology annotation, cellular component: nucleus. The transcript is spliced from 3 exons. The record is from RefSeq and is a predicted model, not a curated record. Gene Ontology annotation, molecular function: DNA binding.
CCUGACUGCAUUGCGGCGUCUGCUUUCUGCAGCUGAUCCGUGCUUGCUCGCUAUAUCGAGUCCCCCUCCUUUGGCCAAAUGCACCACCGGUGUAAGUAUCAGCAAACCUCUGUUUGAGAUCUGUAUACAACAUAUAUAACUUUAUGCUCAAUCUCCUAUUAUUUCUACCCCAUUCUUACCCAAAAUUCCGCCUUUUGAUAUCGUGUCGGCUUUUGUUGCCGGCGUCAUUCGUUCAUCCACGCGAGUUUCUACACGGCUUCGAGUCCUUCUUUUUGAGUCUCUCGUCCAGUCUACACCCAAACAUCGGGCAAGCACUCCGAAGGCGUCGUUGGCCCCGGUCUAUCGUCCGGCCUCAGACUGUUGCUAACUGACAGACUGAGAACCCGCUGAAGAGGACCCCGGCCAAGUUGGGCAUAAUUAUAUCACUUCUAGAGAUCGGACCAGCCACAGUGCUACGAAUCGUGAGGUUCCUGGCAAAACACCGCCCCGCUUCUGCCGAGUUCUCCGGCUUGGGUCGAAGGGGCCACGCAGCUUCCUUUCCCGUAAUCGCCUCUUCUAAGGCGGCCGGUUGCGAAUGAAGUUGGACGUUGCAUUUGGUUGGGAUCAGCCCAGGAUGCAUCAUCAGAUCAUCGGCACCAGUGCCAUGGGCGAGGAAAGCCCGCUGGCCGCGGACCACGGCGGCUUUGGUGCAACCGGAAAUGACGGAGGAGGACAUGGAGGCGUCGGUGGCGAGCCUCACUGGGUAGAUAUUUCAUACACCCAGAGCACGCCCAUGCAAGACUACAACGCCAACUACACCUUUGGUGUGGACCCCAUGAGCCACGGCCUAGCAUCGGAACCCAUGAACAACAGGAUGGGACCGCCUCCUCUCCCUUCUACUCAUGCGUCGCAAGUGUCGCAGCCGCAGCAGCAUCACCAACCGCCGCAUUCAGGACAUCCGCAGCUACACCCGCUGAUCACAAAUCCUACGUGGCCGAGCAUGUUGACGAACCCUGGUGCCCUGCGAAAUCCGGGAACCUAUUCCGCGCCUCCCAUCGCGAUGCCCACGCCUCUUGCCGUGCAGCCCCUACGGGGCUCCAAGACGCCGACUGCCAGCACAGCAACAGCGCCGCGGAAGACGUUAACAGACGAUAUGCGACGAGAGAUUUGUUUAUUCCAUCGCGACAACAGUGGCAUGAAGCAGACCGAAAUCGGAGCCAGGUUUGGCGUGGAAAGGAGCACUAUUUCGAAGGUCCUGCGCAAUAAGGAAAAGUUUUUGAAUCCAACCGAACGAAGCGAGUCGCCUGUAAAACGGAUGGCGAGGGGAAAGACUGGCACGGCCGACAUAGAGAAGGCUUUGUCAAACUGGAUCAAGAAAAGCGGCGUACCUGUUUCCGACCAAGAAAUCAGGGAAAAGGCCAUCAUCUUCUGUCAAAACACUCCUGGCACAUCCGACAGCCUGCUGAAGCAGUUUCAGUCCACAACUUGGCUGGAAAAGUUCAAGCAAAGGCACGGAAUCAAGGCCCCCAAGCUUCUGCGAAGAGCAUCAGAAACAUGCAUCUCCCAUUCAACUGUCUCGCCAGCGUCGCCGCAUACCCAUGCCAACCUGAACCUGCUACCAUCACCACUGUCCGCAGCUCGGAGCGACGACGAGAAGGAAGGGGCCAACAGCUUGAUGGAGUUUACGGCAGAGAGUGCCUCUUCCUCGUUCUCAAACACAGGCAUGAGUCCAGCGACGUUCCACUUCUCACCCGACACGCCCGUUGGUGGCUUUUUGUCUGACCCAACCAGACAUGGGCUGGCAGGACACCCCGGCUUUCCGAGGCAACGCAGUCAGACCUUGCCGAUCCUCGAUAUCGAGGGCAUGAACCAGCCCCAAGAGAGCGAGCCAAUGAGUUCCAAGUACUCCCAGGUGUCCACCGCGCCGUCCUCGGCCCUCGAGUCACCGAUGCACGAUAUGAUGGCCCAGCCUUUUGCUAUGGACGCUUCAGUCCUGUCGCCCAAGCUCCGCAGGAGUAGCAGCAACAACAGCCUUAUCGGCCGAUCCACAGGAACGCCUGUCCCUACCGUAACACCGGGUGGCUCUGGACCUGGCUCGCCAACGCAGGAAAACGCACGGAGAGCGGUAGACACACUCUUGAGCUAUAUCCAGAAUGGAGCUGGUGAUUCAACAGACUACUAUGCAGUCCUCCGCCUGACCGAAAAGCUUGGCUUGCAGAUGAACAACAAGCAACCAACCGGGAUGCAAAUGCAGCAGCAACAGCAACAACAACAAAGCGGUUGUCUGUCGGGCCUACCAAGAAUCCCAGAGGGUGAGGCCGAGUUGUCUCACGCGCCACAGCCCAACUUGCACCCCCACAUGAUCAAAUUGGAGCCCACCAGCAUGUCAGUCUGAACGGCCAACUAUACGAGACUUUCCAGAAACAACAACCUAUUCAUUAAUUUUACAUCCAUCAACUUGCCAUCACUGGCCCCAAAAUCCUCCUACGCAAAACGUCAUCUUAUAUACAACCGCCCGCCCACGCAUAUACAUACGCAUAUACCCCAUCAAACCGAGGGCCACCUCGUACAAAAUCCCACCUCUUUGUAGUCAGUUUUCUGGAAGAAGAAUCUCUGGCGCUCACGCGAACAUUGUCUGGAAAUUUCUUGUCAUGGCCUCUUCUCUUGGUUCUCAUCUUGGCCGAUUUCCUCCACUUGCAUUUACAACCCUCCUCGAAUGCAUUUUUUUGCUAUUAUUUCAUUAAUCAGACUGACAAGCCAUCAUAGCCGGUUUUCUCUCAAAUUCGCCCUGUAUUUGUGCCGUUUCUUUUUCGAAGCCUUAUAUUUCUAUCUACUCCUAAUUCCGGAACACACCUGGGCUUGUUUAUUUACUUUUUUUCUUUUUUUUUUCUUUCACGUUUUUGAGUAUCUCAUUGCUCUGCGCUGGCUUUUUGGCAUCUAUUGGAAUGGAACCAGGGUGGCGGGUAUAUACACGAUCAACAACAGAUCAGUCACUAUAUUUUCACGAAUUUUUUGUUUUCCAUCUUAUUUUCUCAUCUUCUCUUUCUAGUCGCACAAAGAAGCUAACAUUCUUGUGGAGGUGGCAUACAAGGCAGAUGUAACAGUCCAAGAGUGCGGGAGAAGGGACAAAGGGAACAAAAGAGAAAAUAUCGGAGUCGCAAGACUCGAGGACCUUGGGAAAUCUCUUCAAAGAUAAUCUGGCAAAGUUUCACAAAAACUGUAUCUUUCUUCACUUUACUCCCACACCAAUCGCUGUUGGAUCAGGCCCAUCAAUCUUUUUUGCAACCAUAUUUUUCCACACAUAUAUAGUCUUCCUCUCUCUGCAUACUGGUCCUUCAUUGCUUCAUGCAGCACAUUUAACGGAACAUAUUGCUCAUGGUUUUUUAUGGUCUUUGACACCUUUCUUUCCACCAACUAUGCUUCUGCUCAUCCUUUCUUUUCAUCCACCUAGGCUGCGAGCAUGUGGGUAUCACAAGACACUAUUGAGGCUGCUCAUCCUGUUGGCAUCACAUUAUGGUACAUGGGACAAACAUGAUCAUUGCGUGGUUACAUCUGUCAUAGUCAGGGGUUACAUUGCGUGGGUUGAACAAGGGGCACACACGUCGCUCUGCCUUUAUGGCAUCACCACAUGUUUCUCUUUUGUCGACGCCAGGACUUUAGCGCGGCUAACAGGCCUUCUCCAGGUGGAAUUUCC